AUGUCGGACCUCAUCUCUCUGAAGGUCGACAACUUCCCCUUCGAGACGACGACGAACGAGCUGACGGACCUCUUCUCCAAGUACGGCGAGGUCAAGGACUGCUACCUCCCCAAGGACCACGCCACCGGCAACUCGCGCGGCUUUGGCUUCGUCCGCUUUGGCUCGCAGGACGAGGCCGACGCCGCAAUCAAAGGGUGCCGCCGCAGUAGUGGGUGA
Emiliania huxleyi CCMP1516 is the source of this 216-nucleotide messenger RNA. RefSeq lists its product as hypothetical. NCBI's taxonomy places the organism in Eukaryota, Haptophyta, Isochrysidales, Noelaerhabdaceae. The transcript has 2 exons. Gene Ontology annotation, molecular function: RNA binding. Bases 1 to 216 code for a protein of 71 amino acids. The record is from RefSeq and is a predicted model, not a curated record.